Onthophagus taurus is the source of this 1173-nucleotide messenger RNA. RefSeq names its product mitochondrial transcription termination factor 3 (gene mTerf3). The record is from RefSeq and is a predicted model, not a curated record. Gene Ontology annotation, molecular function: double-stranded DNA binding. Gene Ontology annotation, biological process: mitochondrial transcription; mitochondrial ribosome assembly; regulation of DNA-templated transcription. Gene Ontology annotation, cellular component: mitochondrion. Lineage: Eukaryota; Metazoa; Arthropoda; Insecta; Coleoptera; Scarabaeidae.
CAAAUAGGUUAUGUUUACUACGCAUAACCUCAAACUUAUUAAACCUAAAAUUUUAUAUUAAUAAAACAAGUUUAAAAAUGUUAUCAAGACUAGGAACAAUACGUUUAUUAAGAAUAUCGCAAUGUUUAAAAAUUCCAAAUUGUAACACAUCCGAUUUAAAAGAAAAAGAUUUAAGUGUUCAGCAACAAAACGAUUUAGUGAUAAAUAAGAAUUUGCUUCAAGAUGAUCUGGUGGAUGUUAAAUAUGAACGGAAAUCGGUUUUGGAAGAGUGUACCGAUGAUAUUUCACAUGUGGCUCCUUAUUUAAAAUCGUCAUUUAAUUUAGCAGCAUAUGUUAAUAAAUCGGAAACACUACAGCAAUUAAUAAAAAUGGGAGUAAAUUUACAUAAAAUUGAAAACAAAACCAAUGCUGCGCAGUUCUUAUUAAGUUUGGAUUUUGAGAGGGAUGUUAAAAAAUAUGUGAUGUUUUUCCAUGAUUUGGGUUUAACUGUAGAUGAUAUUGCCAAUGCUUUUACAAAGAAUCCUUAUAUUUUACAAAAAGAUCUUGAUAACCUAAAAGUAAGAAUUAAUUAUUUAUUAUACAAAAAGUUUAAUGAAGAUGGAAUAAUACGAAUUGUAUCAAAAAAUCCUUUUUGGUUAAUGUUUAGCACUGAUAGAAUUGAUAACAGAUUAGGAUUUUUUCAAGGAAAAUUCGAUUUACUUGGGGAUGAAGUAAGGGGUUUAGCAACGAGACAACCAAAAUUAAUCACAUACAAUCUACAGCAUGUUAAAAAAAACAUUUUUACUAUAAAAGAAGAAAUGGGGUUUAAUCCUGAUGAAAUGAAAAGCCUUUUAUUAAAUAAACCAAAUUUAUUUAUAAUGAAUCCUGAUAAAAUAUUAAAUACCUUCGAAUAUUUACACAAUCAAAUGAAUAUAACUUUAGAAACGAUAUCGAAAGUGCCAGAAAUUUUAACAUUUAGAGAGUUCCGAUUAAAACAAAGACAUCUUUUUUUAAAAGAAUUAGGAAGAGAUCAAUACGACCAAAAAAAACCCAAUUAUAUUUCACUUCCCACAUUAUUAACCGGUGAUAACGGCGAAUUUAGUGUAAAUGUAGCCAAAUCAUCACUUAUAGCGUUUAAUACAUUUUUAAAAACUUUAUAAAAUAGUCAAAUAAUAAAAAAAAAGUUUAAUGAAA